AUGACUGAUUCAGAAGUAGGAGAUGUCAAACUCCCUCCGUUCUCUUUCACAAAGAAACCGGUUACUCUGAUACAUCCGAGCCCUCAUUCUGCCAUCUCUGACAUCAUUCCGAACUCAUCGGUGGUGAGAGGGGCGGGAGAGGGUAACAGCUCUUUGAUCCCACCCAGCGACAUCACUACAAACCCAAGCUUGUACAACAAUAUUGACUACGACGAGCAGAUAAGAGCACCAAGAAUGAACAACAUAAAUUAUUACACGUACAAUACAGCCAGACAACAGACUGGCGAGAGGGGUGGCAGCACAGUUAGUGGAGUGGGAUCAGGUUCCAUUUCUUCUUCGCGCAAGGAUUCUGGCGAGAGCAAGGAUAAUUCAAGUACACCAUCAACCACAGCAAACACAUCGCCAAGCAACGACGCCAAAACUCUCGGCAACAGAGACAGCGAUGAAAACUACCUCCCAGCCAAUUUUGACUUGAACCAGCCAAUCAGGAGAUUUUCCACUGCUUCAAAUAAUACUACGUCAGAAUCUCCCAAGACUGCCAUACUCAACUACACCACUAACAACUACAUAUAUGAGCGGAACCAGGGACCCCGUAAGGUCUUCGAGGAUGGCUUGGAGCCUGCCCAGCGAGAUUCACAACUGCAGCUUCUACAACAUCAACUGCAGGAACACCAAAAUCAGCACCAACAAGAACAACACCAAAAUCAGCAACACCAAAAUCAGCACCAACAACAACACCAACAACAAGAUCGUCAUCAGCAGCACCUGCACCUGCACCAGCAAGAACAACAACCGGACGCUGGUGCUGAGGAAGCCAUUAAUAAGGAUAAACUUUUAAAGGCUCUAGAAAACCUCAAAAACAAUACCACAACCAGAGAAAGACAACGUAGCACGGCUAGUAACAGCAGUACUGGUAGCAAUGGAAGCCAAAACAGUACAAGAAUCAAAAAUAGGACUUCGAACAUGCCCUAUAACAACCACUUGUUGAAUCGUAAUGGAACAGAACUUCAACAGGUGUAUGAACUUAAGAAGCCCUUGUGCACACCAGCAGUAUUGAGACCGAUAGUAACCGGUAGUAACAGUAGCAACAAUGUCAACACUGGGAAUUCGCUUACCCCCACGUCAUCUGCGACAGCUACACCUGGGGAAGUCUUGAAUUCAUUAUCCACAAUGGAUUUGAUAACACCUAAUCAGACUGGCACUUCCACUCCUGGUAAUACGAGUAGUGAUGGUGCUGAACCAAAUGGUUCUCCUACAACACCUUACGUUGACAUCAAAGCUUUUCCAUUUUCGCAAAGUAAUGGGUUAACUUCCAUCUCACCAACACUUAGAGUCGACCCUCAGAGGACCGAGACUUUCACUCAGACGACUACAAAAUUAGACUUGAGCACCCAACCUGUAGAACCAACACAUGAACAUUGGAAGCCCAAUAACUUCACCAGUCAUUGUAUGAAAUGUGUGGGAGCAUUUGGGAAUUUCUUUACUCCUCAAAGGAAGAGAAGACAUCAUUGUAGAUUUUGUGGAUUGAUCUUCUGUUUUGAUUGUUUAUGGCAGCUUGAUGUGGAUCUGGCAAACACCACAGGUGGUGGAGUUGGCAGUAACAUUGCUUCCAAUAGGUUGACCAGAUCAGUUUCAAAUAGUUCUAUGCAAGUCCGUAGUACCACCAGCAGAGCAGACGGUAAUAACUACAAUAAGAAUUCGCAGGCAUUAUCGCAGUCCAACCCUACCGCGGUACCUUCAGCUGCUAAUGAUAGUGUAGGUGGAGUGUUGAUGGAUUCUGAGGCAAGGUUUGUGAUUCCAAUUUUCCAAGAGGUUCAAAAGCAAGCUCUCUCUAUUCAAUUCGAAGAUCACUUCAAAUUCUGCAAGGUAUGCAAGGACUGUGGUAAUAAGUACCAAAAUUUGAUUGGAGAAUUGAAUUCCGGUGAAGAAGUGAAGGAUGCACCAUUUUUGUUUAUCGAAAACCCUUACUUGCAGCAGACUAGAAAAACCACAAGUGGUGGGGGCAAUAACAUGUACAGUAAUUUUGAGUCUAGGCAAAAAUUGAUUGAGAGAGGUAGACAAAUGAGUGGAAUAAAUGAGAGUGAUCUUCCGGCAGGAGAAUUCGAUGGGGUUCAAAAGCUGCAAACGAGUAAUGUACCAUCGGAUUGGAGCUGGAGUUCAUUCUAA
Messenger RNA from Dujonia railenensis, 2166 nucleotides. NCBI's taxonomy places the organism in Eukaryota, Fungi, Ascomycota, Pichiomycetes, Serinales, Debaryomycetaceae. The record is from the annotation of a GenBank genome assembly.